UCCCAAGAUCGCCCUCUGGAUCUACACGGCAAUAGUCAGACCGAUGCUGUGCUAUGGAGCUUUAGUUUGGUGGCCCAGAGCCAGACAAAAAACAACAGCCCUGCAACUUGAACACGUUCAGAGAAUGGCGUGUCUCAGUGUUACAGGAGCAAUGAGGACCACUCCCACAGCGGCUCUGGAGACUCUCCUUUGCUUAGCACCUCUUAACCUUUACAUAGAGGAAGCGGCAAUGACGACGUCUCUAAGACUUCACUCUCUGGGAGUAUGGAACAAGCAAGGCCGCACAACGAAGCACACUCGGAUCUUAACGGAGGCGUUCAACAGAAUACCCUUGUUGAGGAUGGGUUGUGACCGAAUGGGCACAAAAUUAAUAUAUGAGAAGACAUAUAGAAUAUCAAUGAAUGAUAAUUCAGAAGGACGAGCCGACAUAGAUAUCUAUGUCGAUGGUGCCAAAACAGAUAGUGGUUCAGGAGCCGGCAUCUACUCCGAACAACUGAACGCACAAAUCAGUGUACCUCUCGGCACCCACACGUCUGUCUUACAAACAGAACUGAUGGGAAUAAUGCUGGGAGCUAGAAUCAUUGCUGAACGUGAAAUCGGCAACAAAUCAAUACGCAUACUUACUGACAGCAAGUCUGCACUACUAGCCCUGGACAGCUGUAUGGUUCGAUCCGGGCUGGUUUGGGAGUGCAGACAAACGCUAAAGUAUGUAACGCAGAGGAAUAGUGUGGAACUUUGUUGGAUCAAAGGACACAGUGGCAACGAAGGAAACGAGAGGGCAGAUGAGAUGGCGAAGCGAGCCGCGCGCAUGCCCUUCUGGGGACCCGAACCGGCAAUCACGCCUUCGGUCGCCCUCUCGAACGAACUCGUAAAGCAAUAUACCCAUAGACGCCAUGAGCAGAUAUGGGCGACGUUGAGCAGCUGUCGGCAUAGUAGAGCUUGGACAAACUGCGUAAACUGGUAGGAUUCCUUACGGGACAUUACCAGUUUAACAAACAUCUACAUACGAUAGGGGUAGUAACAGACCCAAUCUGUCGUGGAUGCAAUGAAGAAGAGGAAACA
Messenger RNA from Zophobas morio, 1062 nucleotides. RefSeq lists its product as uncharacterized. The record is from RefSeq and is a predicted model, not a curated record. Gene Ontology annotation, biological process: DNA replication, removal of RNA primer. Gene Ontology annotation, molecular function: RNA-DNA hybrid ribonuclease activity; nucleic acid binding. Bases 44 to 964 code for a protein of 306 amino acids. Lineage: Eukaryota; Metazoa; Arthropoda; Insecta; Coleoptera; Tenebrionidae. The transcript has 2 exons.